AGCCAGAAGGAGGGAAGUAAGCAGUAAAUCGCUGCAGCUCUCCCACGUUCAUCUCCAAACAACCAUAAAAUAAGCAUCCCAGAUCAAAUUCUGGAACAGUGGAACCAGGAGAAAGACAGGCUGGAGCUGUCUUUUAGCCCAGGAAACCCGGAGGAUUGGCAAGAAAAGUCCAUCUCACUCAGGCAACGGAUAAUCUGAAAUCAUGGCAGAGAAACCCAGACUCUAUUACUUUAAUGGAAGAGGCCUGAUGGAGUCCAUUCGAUGGCUCCUAGCAGCGGCCGGAGUUGAGUUUGAAGAAGUGUUUUUGGAAACAAGAGAACAAUUUUUGAAGUUACUGGAGGAUGGAUCUCUGCUCUUUCAACAAGUGCCUUUGGUUGAAAUUGAUGGAAUGAAACUCACCCAAAGUCGAGCCAUUCUUAGCUACCUGGCUGCUAAAUACAACCUGUAUGGGAAGGACCUGAAAGAAACAGCAUUGAUUAACAUGUAUACAAAUGGCAUCUCAGACCUGAUGGUUUUGAUUAUGGCGCAUUUUUUCAAGCCACCUGAAGAAAAGGAGAAGGAGAUUAAAUUUAUCCUGGAGAAAGCCAAAAAUCGAUAUUUCCCUGUCUUUGAAAAGGUUUUGAAAAACCCUGGACAGGAUUAUCUGGUUGGCAACAAAUUUAGUUGGGCCGACAUUCACCUGCUGGAAGUUGUUUUGAUGGUAGAAGAAUUAUGUGCUACUGCGCUCUCUGAGUUUCCACUGCUACAGGCAUUUAAAACAAGAAUCAGCAACAUCCCUACAAUUAAGAAAUUCCUUCAGCCUGGUAGUCAGAGGAAACCCCCACCAGAUGACCACUAUGUGACUACUGUGAGGAAGAUUCUACAGUUUUAAUGGCCAAGGGUAGGCCAAUUAGGGAAUGGAAAGAGAUUCAGCUCAUGAAUCAGAAGAUGUGGAUUCAAAUCCUCCCUCUGAUGCUUGCAACUUGUCCCUGGCCUUCACUUUCCUCAUCUGUAAAAUGAAGGGCAUGGAUUAUGGUCCCUUUGAGCUCUAUAUCAAUGACUAUGAAAUAAAGAGUAUAAAGAUUUUAGCCAUAUUAUCAUUAAUAGCACAGGGUCAACGUCAUAGUGAAUAGCUGAAGCCUAUCUCUAGAUACUAAAAAUAAAAUGUUAGAAGAGUACAAAACUAAUGAUGCCAACAAAUGCAAAGCUGAUUAAAUUAAUAAUAUCUUUGUGGUGUA
This is a messenger RNA of Trichosurus vulpecula (common brushtail), 1217 nucleotides long. Its product is annotated as glutathione S-transferase A4-like. The coding region runs from base 203 to 871 and encodes 222 amino acids. Gene Ontology annotation, molecular function: glutathione transferase activity. The transcript has 7 exons. Gene Ontology annotation, biological process: glutathione metabolic process; xenobiotic metabolic process. The record is from RefSeq and is a predicted model, not a curated record. Lineage: Eukaryota; Metazoa; Chordata; Mammalia; Diprotodontia; Phalangeridae.